CGGAAUACGGAGAAAGAGAGCGCCCAAAGACGGAGACUGCACACGGCGUUAGGAAUUAAGGACACUUUUAAGUGAAUUUAUGCAUCAGAUUGUUGUUUUAUUUUCAGUAUUCUGUUUGCUUUGAGUUUGUUGCUUGACACCUGGUUGGAAAGGAGAACAAGCUCUUACGGUGUUGUGAAGUCUAUAAGGACAAUAAACACAAAAGGAAAGACCGUACAACAUCAGUGAAUGAGUUAAAUCCUUUAUUCUUCAACCGGGCUGUUACAGUAAGAGCUUGCCCUACUGAUUCCAUUUGCUGAUGUAAAUGAUGACAGGCGAGGGAUCAAAUUUGUGCACUCCUGUGAAGGAAAUUGAAGUAUUAAAGGCUGCACAAAACAAGGAAACAGAUGAUGAAAUAGAAGAUCGAUCUGAAGUUGAAAAGAGAAAUGAAGUACGUCGCUCUGUCCGUGAACGAGUUCCAACAGAAAAGAUGCUUGCAUAUCAAAGAGAAGAGUCAGAAAAGGCAGAAAAAAGGCUUAUGCAUGCAUAUGAAAAAUGGAAGGAUGAGGCUCGAAAGGCAAGAGGGCUGCUGAAAACAGACAUCACUGAAAGCCAAUUAGCGUCAAUUAUAGACAUAUUGGAAAAUGAAAGAGAAACUGUAAUGAAUGCAUACAUAAAGGUUCGAAGUUAUGCAACACCACCCACUGAUACAAGGAGAAGAAUUGAUGCUUGCGAUGCCGUGACAAAGGAUAUUGUAAAGAUUGCUUAUGAGAGGAUCUCAGGUGUGGAUGGAGACUUUGACAGUGAGCAAGUAAAGGGGCGUCUUCGUGAACUGCUUGAUCGAGAUUAUGCUCGCUCCAUCCAUGGUUCUACGGUCUCACAUAUCAGCUCAAAGUCGAGUACGCCCAUAAGUCAACCUUCAGUGAACUCCAUCCUGAUGGCUAAGCGAAUAGAGGCAGCAGCAGAGCUUGCAGCAGAGGAAGCAGAAUAUGCAACAAUAAUGGAGGAAAAGGAACAAAGGGAAAAAAUACAACUUCUAGAAGAGAAGCAAAGGAAAGAAUUGGAUGCUCAAAGGAGUGAGUUUGAAAGAUUACAAGCAGUGAAAGAGGUAAGAGCUGCUAAAGCAAGACUAGAAGUGUAUGACAAGGAAGAAACCACUCACUCUGCUAACCAAAAUGACGAGCUGCUACAGCCUGUAAGCAUUUACACACACAAACCUGUGUAUUCAUCCUCAGUUAAGCCAACACUCAAUGAAAGGGUUUCAUCGCCAACACCCAAUGUGGAUGUGUCUUACCUUGCACAAGCUGUCCAAGACAGUAUAACGUUAAACAGACUUCCUAUGCCAGAGCCCACUGUUUUUACUGGUGACCCAAUUCACUUCAUAGAGUGGAAAGCUUCAUUCCAAUCACUCAUCGACAAAAGACAUAUUUCCUCAGCAGAUAAGUUAUACUAUUUGAAGAAGUAUAUUGCUGGGUCUGCUCUGAAAACCUUAGAAGGCAUCUUUUACAGAAACGAUGAGGAAGCUUACAAGGAUGCAUGGAAAAGACUUCAAGAUCGAUAUGGACAGCCAUUCACUAUUCAAAGAGCAUUUCGAGAGAAACUCGCAAACUGGCCCAGAAUCCAGCCAAAGGACUCUGAAGGUCUCCGAAAUUUCUCAGAUUUCCUGACCACAUGUAAGGACGCUAUGCCUCAUGUGAAGGGACUGGAAAUACUGAAUGACUGUGAGGAGAAUAGGAAACUUGUGAGCAAAAUUCCUGAUUGGGCGGCUGCCCGCUGGAACCGCCAAGCCACACAAACACUGAGUGAGACACAAGAUUUCCCAUCUUUCCAAGAUUUUGCACAUUUCAUGUCCAUUGAGGCUGAGGUGGCCUGUAACCCAGUCACUUCCUUUCAUGCCCUUCAUGUUUCUGAAGCUAAUAAGGAGAAACAUAAUCUCAAGGUUAGUAAGAACAAGGCCAGUGUCUUCCAUACGAAGUUAGUCACGCAGCAUGAGAAUCCAAAGCUUACUAGUAAAAUCACUAAACCAUGUUUGUUCUGUAAAGGUAGUGAACAUCAAAUACAUGAUUGCUCUAAAUUUACUGCAAGAUCUCUUGAAGAGCGAAGACAAUUCAUAAAAGACACAAAGCUGUGCUAUGGAUGUUUGAGACUUGGUCACAAUGCCAGAGACUGUCAUUCCAGACAUAGCUGUAACACCUGUAAGAGAAGACAUCCAACCUGCUUACAUGAUGACGGCUUCAUUAGAAAGUUAAAGUCUUCCUCUCUUCAAGGCCCAGAGAAUGCACACGAGAAAGUCACAACGUCUUUAAGUGUAGAAUCUGGAUGCACAUCUGCUAACACCUCAAUGAUUGUGCCAGUGUGGUUGUCCUCACAAAACAACCCAGUCUCUGAGAAACUUGUCUACGCUCUGUUAGACACACAAAGUGACACUGUCUUCAUUGAAUAUGCAGUAAGUCAAAGUCUUAAGGUCGACUCAUGCCCAGUGACACUUAAGCUCACCACUAUGGUUGGGAAGGAUUCAUUGAUAUUAAGUGAAAGAGUUUCUGGUCUUAGAGUUAGAGGCUUUAAUUCACCAUUAGUACUAGACCUUCCCGCUGCAUAUACUAAAGAAUGUAUUCCUGCGGAUCGUGCCCACAUCCCUACCAGAGAGACAGCCAGGUGUUGGAAACAUCUUGCUCCUCUGAUAGACAAAAUUCCCCCACUUCAAGACUGUGAGGUUGGUCUAUUAAUAGGAUAUAAUUGUUCCAGAGCUUUGGCCCCCAGAGAAGUCAUUCUUGGAGCAGAAAAUGAGCCAUAUGCUGUUCGUACGGAUCUUGGAUGGAGCAUUGUGGGUCCUUCCUUGACACAUCAUGAGUCACAAAGCAGUCUUACUAUGUGUCACAGAGUAUCUAUCAAGGAGAUUCCUGCUGUAACGCGCCAACUGACGUGAUUAAAGUGUUGGAGUCAGAUUUCAAAGAUACUGAAG
Molecule: messenger RNA, 2941 nt
Organism: Carassius auratus (goldfish)
Lineage: Eukaryota; Metazoa; Chordata; Actinopteri; Cypriniformes; Cyprinidae
Exons: 2
Coding region: 305-2905 (866 amino acids)
Molecular function (GO): zinc ion binding; nucleic acid binding
Source: RefSeq, a predicted model, not a curated record